Molecule: messenger RNA, 1505 nt
Organism: Cryptotermes secundus
Lineage: Eukaryota; Metazoa; Arthropoda; Insecta; Blattodea; Kalotermitidae
Exons: 6
Coding region: 437-1006 (189 amino acids)
Source: RefSeq, a predicted model, not a curated record
AAGUUGAAUUAUUACUUCAUAUUGAUAACGGGUCUAGAAUUAAAUACAGAGGGAUUAAACGGCGAAAUAUGAAGCACGCGUGGGUCAGAUGGGAUAUGGGCGAAAACUUCUGGUUGCAAAUCUCAUGGGACCAUCUGGGAGAUACAGGUGCAGCCGGGACUAUAUUGAAAUGAACAUUAUACAAAUAAGUGUGACGGCUGUUCUCCGGCUGCAGAAGAAACACUCGAGUCUACGUCACUUAUAUCUGCACGUUUUCGGUAGGAAAAUCUUCAGAUUCCGUUAUAUUUUUGGGGGGUGAAAGACAUCUGGAGUGACUGCAGUGUUAUACUGGAUGAUUCUGAGAUGUGUGGUCUCCUCAGCUAGCAUCAUUCAAUGAACAUCAGACUUGCAGACUGACGACAGCGUGAGAGAGAGAGAGAGAGAGAGAACACACAAAAUGAUAACCCUUGCUUACAUAUACCAUUUCGCUCUGCUAAUAGCAUGUGGCAACACGCUGAUUAUACCAGAAGAGCUUCCUUCAAUCCUGUCGGUCAUCUAUUCUAACAUCCCACCCAUCAAGAAAGGGACGGAUUCUCGCGUGGGAGUCGGUUUCCGGCUAGGUGACCAUGCAGACUUCCAGGUGCUUCUGGAACUGGGUCCACAGUUAAAUACUCAGCCUCUCGGUCCUGAUGGAGAUACCAAGAAAAGGAGGCAAGUCCAGCGACCUGCCCCCAUCACUCUUCCAGUAACAGGCUCAGAAACAAUUGCUAAUACACCAGGAGGAAAAUGGUUGUCUUCAUGGCGCUCAGCGCUAGUUAACUUCCAGUCCACGACUGCCAACAAAUAUUCUGCAGUUGGACAAGAGAAAGCUAUUAUGAACCCCAUGGAAGGCAAGGAGCAUGUUAUAUCUCAGCUGCAACAGCUCUACAAAAAUGGCAGCAAAGCAAUUGAAGAGUCAAAUACUGAAACAGCAACAAAAGACAGUGAGCCAGUGGGAAAAAGUAGUAUGACUUCAGCGGAAACUUGAACCUCACUGGCACUGCCACUCUCACUCCACAGAAAGCCAGUCAACAGAAUAAGAGAUAGGCUAUAAAUUUUGUAUAGUGAUCUAUGCAAUGAUUAGAUGGGAGUAACUGAAAAUGAUUCAACAAGACAGGCUAAUAUUCCAAACAGGUUUGUGACAAUGUCUCUUUCUUCAUACCACAAUAAUAUUGAAUAUUAUUCAUUAUCUUAGACAUGUCCGAUAUGAAUCAUAUUUUAGUAGCUGGCUCCAUACCAUCUUUAGGUGAUUACUCGACCUUUUACUGGCAGAUAUAUUUACUAUUUUUAUCACUGAUUGUAAAGGCAAGCAUUAGGGUCAAAUUAAGAGCCUCUGAUUAUCAAAGUUGCAUGUUAAUCCCUAGUUCUAUUCACUGAUACUUUAGUGGUUAUCUUCCAAGUUUAAUUUUAAGAAGGUUCCUACUUUAACAUCAACCAUUAACACUCACUCACUCACUCACCCACUCAUGGAGCUGAGCCCUUCUUGA